AUGGUUGCAGAGUAUGCGGUUCGGUUUGAGGAGUUUGUGAAGUAUUGUCCUCAUUAUAAUACUGAUGCUACUAUGAGUUCUAAAUGUAUUAAGUUUGAGAAUGGGCUGCGUCCUGAGAUCAAACAGGGUAUUGGCUAUCAGAAGAUUAGACAUUAUCCGGAGCUGGUGAACAGGUGUAGAAUUUAUGAUGAGGACAACAGGGCUCGAAUUGCUCAUUACAAGACUUUGAGUGAUAAAAGGGAUAAGCAAAGACAUGGAAGUACACCUUAUAGUGCUUCGGCUAAUAAAGGGAAACAAAAAGCUGUUGUGGGUAAGAAGCCAAGUGGGGGAGGAAUUGCCCCCAAUCCUAUCAAAUGUUUCAAAUGUGGUGGUGUGGGUCACCGUGCUAAUGAAUGUCAUAAUGAUGUGAAGAAAUGCUUCGAGUGUGGUCGACCAGGUCAUCUUGUGGCAGAUUGUAGGACCAAUAUACCUACCUGUUACAACUGUGGAGAGCAGGGUCACAUCAGCACUCAUUGUCAGAAGCCGAAGAAGUCACAGACAAGUGGGAAAGUAUUUGCAUUGGUGGGAGCUCAGCCUACCAAAGAGGAUCGUUUGAAACUAGAACUCGUGUCGUCUACUUUGAAUCGGGGGAUGGUGAUUGAUACUCCAUCUAUCGGUUCUGUGACUACGUCCUUAGUGUGUUUGAAUUGUUCGUUGACCAUCUUUGGUAAGGGUUUCGGAGUGGACUUGAUUUGUUUACCACUCAGUAAUCUAGACAUUAUCUUAGGGAUGAAUUGGCUUGAAUACAACCAUGUUUUUAUUGACUGCUAUAGGAAGACGUUGUUGUUUCUGACUCCAGAGGAGGAAGAGUUGGUUAAUUCUAUAUCUACCAAGGAAUUGAGAAUCUUGUUGGAAGAUGAAGCUAAAAUGUUUGUUGUGUUUGCCUCACUAUCAGUUGAAGGCAAAGCAUCGAUUAAUGAGUUACCGGUGGUGAAGGAAUUUCCAGAAGUGUUCCCAGAUGACAUUACAGAGUUGCCUCCGAAGAGAGGAGUGGAAUUUGCAAUUGAUCUUGUUCCUGGUACCAGACCCAUAUCUAUGGCACCAUACAGGAUGUCCGCAUCAGAGUUGGCAGAAUUGAAAUCUCAGAUAGGGGAGUUGCUUGAUAAGAAGUUUAUUUGA
Messenger RNA from Vicia villosa (hairy vetch), 1158 nucleotides. RefSeq lists its product as uncharacterized. The coding region runs from base 1 to 1158 and encodes 385 amino acids. The record is from RefSeq and is a predicted model, not a curated record. Gene Ontology annotation, molecular function: zinc ion binding; nucleic acid binding. NCBI's taxonomy places the organism in Eukaryota, Viridiplantae, Streptophyta, Magnoliopsida, Fabales, Fabaceae. The transcript has 2 exons.